This is a messenger RNA of Purpureocillium takamizusanense, 821 nucleotides long. RefSeq lists its product as uncharacterized. Bases 141 to 530 code for a protein of 129 amino acids. The transcript has a single exon. The record is from RefSeq and is a predicted model, not a curated record. Lineage: Eukaryota; Fungi; Ascomycota; Sordariomycetes; Hypocreales; Ophiocordycipitaceae.
CAGCGAGUCCCUCUGCAGUCAACUAUAAAGAGAGCAGCUUUCCCUCGAGCAUCCAGACAAGAAAAAUAGACACCAUCCAGCAUCUCACAAAGAGUCUCCGCAUUCACAUCCCCUUACUCCAACCCUCAAAGCAAUUUACAAUGCAUUUCGCCUCGUCAACCGCUCAACUCAUCGCCGGGCUCGCCCUCGCGGCCCUCCCCGUCGCCCACGGCGCCAUCUCCAUCGGCAACCAGAUCCGAGAGGGAGGCACGCACUUCAACGUCGCGUGGGUCGAGGGCCUGAGCCCCUGCACCACCGACGUGUCCAUCGCGCCCGAGAGCGCCAGCGUCUGCAACCGCAACUUCCGGCUCGACGGCACCGACUACUACCUGGUCGGCUGCUCCGGCGGCAAGCCGUACGCGCAGAACCCCAAGAGGCUGCGCCGCGCCAAGGACAACUCGCUCUACGGCACUUGCUCCGCCGUGUCAAAGAAGGAGAUUGACUGCAAGGGAAACACCCACAACGUGAUCAAGCGCUACGUCUGCGGCUAAUCGUCGUAAGGCUUUGUGGCGGCCUCGGCCCGUGUGCUCUCUGCCGAUUGAUGGGCCCGGCGAGUGGCGGACCCUGCCGUCUGAGAAAUUGCUGUUGGAAUCCACCUUGGGGCAUGGGCCUGUGGGAGGGACGUUUUUGAGCGACCUUUCUUACUCUUGUGAGUGUCUAUUUGCACAAGCUCAAGGCACAAGUUACUGGUGUGGCUCAUAGGGUAUGUAAAUCUAUUUCGUUCUACUCAGGCUCUUGAAAUACACGACAACGCCUGUUUUCGGUCCGAAUUAAGACGUGAC